Messenger RNA from Rosa rugosa (rugosa rose), 2203 nucleotides. Its product is annotated as growth-regulating factor 6-like. Lineage: Eukaryota; Viridiplantae; Streptophyta; Magnoliopsida; Rosales; Rosaceae. Gene Ontology annotation, molecular function: ATP binding. The coding region runs from base 323 to 2056 and encodes 577 amino acids. The transcript is spliced from 4 exons. Gene Ontology annotation, biological process: regulation of DNA-templated transcription; DNA-templated transcription; developmental process. The record is from RefSeq and is a predicted model, not a curated record. Gene Ontology annotation, cellular component: nucleus.
AAAUAAAUCGAGAGAUUAUGACGAAGGCUUUUCUUCCAUCUACAUGGUUCGUUCUCCUUUGUACAAACCUUGCUCAGUAGUCAGUUUCAUCCCCCACCUCUCUUUCUCUGCCCUUUUCUUCUCUCUCUCUUCUCUCUCUCUCUCCAAUUAUUCUAUCCUCUCAAAAUAAUAUCAAAAACAAAACCAUUCCAGUUUCAGUUUCACUGUUUCAGUUUCAGCUUUAAAAUGCUCCUCCCUCCACUUCUCAAACCCCAUGUCUUUUUCACCCAAAUGUUGCACAUAGUGGUCAUCAAGCUCUAAGCGCAAGUGGCAUUUUUUCCUUAUGGAUUUUGGGGUUGUGGGUUUGGAAGGGUUUGGGGGUUCAGACAUUGGCUUUGGUUCAGAUCAGGAGGCAAAGAACAGGCGGUACGGAUCUGGGUUCCAGAAGCAGGAGAGAUCUGGGACCGUUGAUGAAGAACAUUGGAGGAGCUCAAAACAGGUCAAAAGUAGUGAUGAUUUUUCAGCACCCAAGAAAAUGCUGCAGCUCAACACUGGUAUGAUGAGCACUAAUUCCACCAACUUUGAUGGGCAGCAGUUACUGAGCUUCUCUAGCUCAUCCAAAUUAGAAGCUCAAAAUGCCUCAUUGCCUAGCUACUUUCAACAAGCGGUGUCUGCUUACCAUAAAAAUUCAGGUAACAACCAUAGUGGGAGCUUAAAUGGGGCUACAGUGCAUUGGACUAUAGCAGGAGGCAGAGGACCAUUCACUCCUUCACAAUGGAUGGAGCUAGAACACCAGGCCUUGAUCUACAAAUACAUCACUGCAAAUGUACCUAUACCAUCUAAUCUGCUCAUCCCAAUAAAAAAGGCCUUGGAUUCUGCUGGGUUAUUUUCACCAGGACUCAGAUCCAAUACAUUGGGAUGGGGUUCUAUCCAUUUGGGAUACUCCAACAGUACCGAUCCUGAGCCAGGGAGGUGCCGUAGGACAGAUGGGAAGAAAUGGCGGUGCUGGAGAGACGCUGUACCUGACCAAAAAUAUUGUGAGCGGCACAUCAACAGAGGCCGCCAUCGUUCAAGAAAGCCUGUGGAAGGUCAAACCGGCCAGUCCGUUACCGGUACCGGUACCGCCACCGCCACCGCCACCCCCACUGCCUCAAAGCAGCUUAUGCCUGGUGGAGGUGGAACCAGCAACCUCGCUAUUGCCAACCAACAGCUCAAGAGUUUGCAGCCCGCUGCUGCUGCAUCUAAUUCUUCUGCACCCACUCAGAUGAGCAGGAUGUUCAUGAACAAAGAUAGUGUGAGUGAGAGAAUGCAACAUUCUCCAAACCUCUCCAUGUUGUCCAAGGAAAACACAUUCUUGAAUCAGAAACAGCAACUCGGGAUUGAGGAAUCCUUAAGAUCUGAGUUUGGGGUGGUCACCUCCGAUGCCCUCCUCAACCCUUCACAGAAAAGGUCCUCGAGUUCAAUGAUGAGCUGUGGUAACUUUGGUGCUGUUCAAGAGACAGAUUCACAACAUUCCCUUCGCCACUUCAUUGAUGAUUGGCCUAAAAACCCAUCUGAUCGCCCAGCUGUUGUUGCCUGGCCUGACCAACUCGAUAUCCAAUCAGACAGGACUCAGUUAUCCAUUUCCAUCCCUAAGACAGGUUCCCCGGACUUUAUACCAUCCACUUCCUCUACCAACAAUGGGAAGCUCACUUUCUCCCCACUCAGAAUGUCUCAUGAGCUUGACUCAGUUCCAAUGGGUUUAGGAGUAAGCAGCUGUAUGGAGCAACACAAGAAACAAGCAAACUGGAUUCCAAUCACCUGGGAGCCUUCACUUGGUGGUCCUCUGGGAGAGGUUCUGCACCAUACCAAUAUCAAUGCAGCAGAAUGCAAGAAGUCUUCAGUGCUUAACCUUAUGACCGAGGGCUGGGAUAACAACAGUCCUCCAUCUUUAGGGUCUUCUCCAACUGGGGUCUUGCAGAGGACUGCAUUCGGGUCUGUGUCUAGCAGUGCAGGGAGUAGUCCAAGAGCAGAGAAUAGGAGUACUCAUGAAGGGGCUAGCCAUUGCAAUGAGCUUCUUAUGUUUCCUGCCUUGUAAGUUUGUAACCAUAUGAACAGGAAGGAUGAGUUAUCUUUGUGUUCCUUUUUAUAUGUGUACUGCCGAGCAUAAUAGUCACAGUCGAUUGGUAGCCUGGUUGUUUUCUUGAACUUGUUGUGAAAUUGCAAACUUUGAGGUUAUCACUUA